AUGACCAGGCCGCCGUUCUCAUUGGACGGGACUUUCAGGUGCGGUGAUGCUGUCCGGCGGCUCCUCGCCCGCUGCCCCAGGCUUGCCUCCCACCAGGUAAUCGCCACCCUCGCCACGGAGGUGGACGAUUUAGAACUCAAUGGGGAUUGCGACGUGGCGGACCGGGUGGCAUCCGCACUGGCGGAGCCUUUGCUUCAUCCGAGCUAUACAAUACCGGUCGUCGGCUGCUUCCGCCCGUUGUCUAGAAAAAUAUUGGACAGGGCGGUGGACCAGCUUCAAUCUCACUGGAGGAGACUAGUGUCUAACUGGGAUUGUGGCGGCGGAGACGUGGAGGAGGUUGGAGAGGGGGAUGUUGAAAUUAUCGGUUUUUAUGUGACAAGGCGUCGCGGCAUCAGGGUGCAUGAACUUGCGUGCCUUGCCUUUUGUCGGGUGUUGGAUUUACAGCCUCUUCUGUUGACGUGGGUCACCCUUCUCCUCCUCGGUCCAUCUUCGUCAAUUGCUUAUCGUAUUUGUCUACUCCUUUAUAUGAUGAUAAAGCUCUUAAGACUCCCUUCUUUUUUUUUUUUUUUUGAACGAUCUUAUGUGUGCUAUGUUGCUCCCGGGUCAUGCUGUUUCUCAUCGAAAGGCAGCGGGUUAAAGUUAUUCCUUUUUGCUUGCAUUAUUACGGUGAGAAUGAAUUUAGUCAUUUGGUUCUGGCUGCGCGUAUGCGGCAGGUUGAGUGCCUGUUUCGUGUCUUUGGUUUUAAUUCGGAUCUUCCUGGCAUUGGAAGUUGGGGUUUCGCGUAUUCCACGUAUAACUGGAAGCUUGUAGUUAUCUGUUGAUUAACUGGCAUUAUUAAAAAUAUAAAAUCAUUUCAUGGAUUAACUGUCUGUCAUUCUUUUUACUUUUGUUAUAAGAUUUUGCGGUUAACUUUUUUUUCGUUUUCUUGCUUUCAUCAUGGUUGCUCAUCUCAUUUUGAUGUUUUGAUGUAUCACAAAAAAUACUCUUUUCUAACUGUAAUAUGGCAUCGCCUAAUCAUUAAACUAUGUACGUGCGCCAUUCAUCUCAUGUUAAUGUCUUGUUGCUACUGACAUCUGAGUGCUAUUAUCAGACAGAAGAUACUAUUUUCCAACUAUGUUAUGAUCCAAUCUGUUUAAGCCAUGAUAAACAGCUGAAUCACGUAAAACACUCCUGUUGCUCUGUGCAGAUCUGUUUUAAAAUAUUUUGGAUUUUCGCACCCUCCUUUCGAGAGACUUCGAACAGCUGCUUCUGUUUUACUGCUAAUGGAAAAGGUAUUUAUCUUUAAUUUAUUAUUCUUUCUCGUACCAUUGUAAUAUAUUGUUCUUCUUGAUGUUACCUGUGUGGAACAUGGUCAUAUACUGGUUGUGGUCACUGCUUGACAGCUAAUGAAAUCCAAAACACAAGUUUAUGUUCUAUUAAACCUGUGUUAAUGUUGAGCACACAAUAUGAUUUAAACCACUCAUUGGUUGGCCCUUGAUGUUCUGUAUUUGGUUCAAUAUCCUAGACGUAUGCUUGAACCUCCCUGGGUCCUAGACCCCCUUAGCAAUGACCAUUUCAAGACCUCGUCCAUCAAGCAAGAUUCUUUCCCUUUUCCUUCGUAAUGAAGCCCGCUUUUCGUAUUAAAUUCCUACAUAAGAAGGAAAGUGAUGAUGGACUAGUUCAUAUUUCACUCUUCCAUAUUAAUACCUCAGGAUAAGUAAGGAAGAGAGGUAGUCAAACUCUGGGAUGAUUGGUUGACACAAAAAACAUAGGGAACAGAAUGAUUGGUCAUCAAACUCUGUGUGAUGUUGCAAAUCAGUAAAAAUUAAACAAUCUUGCUAUCCUAGGUCUUGUUUUGCUCCUUAGAAACAUUUGAGGCGAACGUUUUACCAACAUUGGUUUUAUUAACGUUGUUUUCAUCUGCAUGAUUUGUGGGAGAGUUCAUUCUGAUACAACAUCGGUUUACAGUUUUACUGCUCAAUGAAUCUAGUUAGAACUUCAUAUGAAGUAUAUAGGUACACAUGGCACCAAAACACAAAAAAAUGUGCAUGGGUAUUUAAAAUAAGUUAAUAUCAAAUAACUUAUUUAUUUUAUUGCUUAAGCCUAUAUUAAACCGACACAUUUAAAGUAUUGAAUAUGAUAUGUAAUAACCUCUUAAUCGUUCAACAUUGGUACAACAUGAUUUGGAUAUGUUAAUGGAGCGUCAUUCUGAUGUCGUUUUCGCCAAGUGUGAUGUUUGUGGAGUGUAAUGAGCUCCUCAGACUUGGUCGUUCAUUUUCAAGCAACCUUUAGCAUUUCAGGUUGUCCUGUUGACGACUUUUUUGACUGUAAUAUUUAAAAUGAUACACACAUAAAUAUUCAUACUUAUACGCCGUCUGUGUGGAUAAUUUUUACUAUCGUAAUAUUUUUCCGUUAUUAUUUAUCUGAUUUAUCUAUUUCAUUACCGAAUAAUAAAUUUUAAAUUUAUUUACAUAAAAAUAGAAUAAUAUUUACCUGAUUGGUUCUGCAUGUUUUAUGUGUUUACAUAUCUUAUUGUUUGUAAAAUAUCUGUACUUAUUCUGUUAUUUAUAUUAGCUCCUAGAAAUUUGUCACUAGGUCGCCUUAACUUGUGAAGCAGUUGACUAAUUCCUUAGUUUCUUUGGUUGCCUUAAUAACCAUAGGGCCGCUUUGAUAACCAGUUAGUUUAACUAGGUUAACCUAGUCUCAUCUUUAUAUUCUAGUGUAUCUGACAUUUAGUGUGAUAAGACUCUUUCUGUGUCCAAGGUUAACCUUGAUUAAAUUAGUUUUCAGUAAAGCGACGUAACUGCUGGGCCCCAUCAUUCUACUUUUUUGGUCGAACAAAGUAAGCAACUUUAUCCAAGUUUAUACCUAACUGGGCCCUGCGUGACUUUUUCAGCCAUCCGAGGUUAUCAAACUAGGAUGUCUGGUUUAUAUUAGACGAACUCUGGUAUCCCAGCCUCUUCAAGUUUUGGCUAUAUGUCAGACUGUUAUGUGAAAGUCUCGUUAAGAUAUUUACUCUCAUGGGAGAUGGAACACCCCAAACCAUGAGAACUAGAUGUUGUCUGAUUCCUUCAUCGACUACAAUAGGCUUGGGUGACCUUGGAGUUUACCAAGAUAAUUCUGUAACUCCUUCUCAUCCUACACUUUUUUGAUAUUUGCAUUAGUGGAUCUUCCCAUAAAAAUGCUACAUUACUAUUGAAGUUUUCACAAGUGAAACAAAUUAGCUCCAGACAGUUGGUGUUAUCUGGCAUAUUCUGAACAAAUUUAUCUCUUGGAGGUUUCAUAUUCACCGUUCAGUUACAGAGUCGGUCUCUUUCUCGAUUUUUUUCAUCAUUGUGAUUUUUAAGUACAUGGUCAUUUUCCAUGCUAUUGAAUCUAGCUUUUCAAAUGUUUUGGCCUAUGCUGGCUUCUACUUUGUGCCUUUUGCGUCCUUUCGUUACUAAUUUGAACAGCUGAGCUAAUGAUUUCAUUUCGAAUUGUCUGUGUCUGAGGCUAACGAACUUUUCAUGUGGUUUUGCAAAUGAUCUUCUUGAUUUCAGGAUUGCCACCAGUUACUUGAUUCAGUUCGUAUCUCCUUACGGUUACUUCUGCUGAAUCCUGACAUAAUUUCCAAGAUUUGGAAUUGGUAUUGUUUCUGGGAUCUAGUGCAGAUUUCUGCAAAUGCUCAUAUAGGUGCCCCAUCGCCGUUGAUGAGCAAUAUAGUAGACUUACGAUGGUGUGCAAUAAUUAUAGUAUCUAUUACACUUCAAAUGAGUGAUAGGGCAACGACGAAUUUCGGUAUAUCAGCUGCUGACGCGUUUCUAUGCACUAUCCGGUGGGUUUUGCCAUCAGCUUACUCAAAAUUUGCAUUUCAUCUAUCAAUUCAUGCAAGUUUUGAAUUUUUUAAUGAAAUUUCAUUUUAUCUUGUGCAGCUGGGAUGAAUUUUGCCUGGACACGUCUUUGGAGAAGGCCAGCUUUUACUUCCAAACAGAUGAAGCAAGAACCGAAAGGUUUUGUGAUGGAAUUCUUGGUUCCAAUCUGUCUCUCGAGUCUAUUGUUGGUGGUGGAGCCUUCAUUAGCCCCCCUCCAAGCUAUCAUGGUUUUAUGCUGACUGGGUGUCAGUCAAAGAAGAGAGCCUCGCAGUACACUCCCUUACGUUGUCUAUAUUCAUGAUUCCAUGUAACUUCCAUUGUUUAGAUAAACAGUCACUUAUAUCGACUUUGAUUUUAUGUUAUCCAGUGGUGGGAGAUUGGAGAGGCCAUUUGUGCUAACCUCUGCAGUGAAGAAAGGUGUUGAAAUGGUUUUAAUGGCUCUUGGUCAAAAUUGUCCGGUUCUUCUUCAUGGUCCUGCAGGAUCUGGAAAGACAGGAUUGAUCAGAAAGCUGGCAGAAAUAAAUCAAAACCAAGGUACACUGUUACAGAACUAUGAAUUCCAAAUAUAUAAUAAUUAGCAUUAUUGCCUCCAGGUUAAGAUGCGCAUGAAGGAAAUCGAUUUUCUCAUUAAAAAUGUCGAUACUUUUGGAACACUAUACUAGCAUGAACUUAUUUGUGUACAUGCUGAAUCCAAUGAAUCAACAGUUCCGAUAGUCAAUUUAUCGCAUAUCUAGAAAUGAAAAUAAAAGCCGUCAGUUGUUUAGUACUGUCUGGAAGUAUUUGUAAUAAUGGUGAAAUUUUGUACAACAUUACAUGACUGUGUGAGAUGGUGUGCGAAUCUGAAAUUACCACUAAGACUUCCAUAACUUGUUCUCCAUUACAACUUCCACAACCUGCCAAAAUUCCCUAUUAUGGCUCUCUACGUUUUUGCAAUGACACUAUAUUGGAGAUAAUACAAGAAUUGUUGCUAAGAUUUGAUGGUAAGUGUUGAAUUCUAUUGUGUGGGAAGCCUCUUGUUGGCCAUUUUUCAUCGAUGACAGUAUUCCAAUAGACAACACUGUUUUGGGGUUGACUCACCUGUUCUCUUCUAUAUCCAGCUUGGCCUUCAGCUCUUUCAUCUUUCAUGCAAGAUUCUUGAUUGGAGGUGUUCAAUCUCCCUCCUGUCCUUCCAUCUGAUAAAGGAUGAUCUUGUUAUAAACUUUAGAUUCUAAUGUUCAUUUUUCUUGAUAUUAAGUAUGAAACUCCAAUGUACUGUAUAUUUUACAUCUCAACAACUUGGUUUCGAUACAUCACAGAUGAUUUAAAAUGAGUCUUCUUUGCCCUGUUGUAUCAUCUGCUUAUUGAGGAUUCUGAGAGAAAAAUCCUUUCAACUGAUUGCCCUCAGUGUGAACCAAAGAAGAAUAGUUCCUAUUUCCCACAGAGCGACUGAAAUAUCCAUCUCGUUUGCUACUAAUCAGGGUAGAAAUCUAUUGCAGAAAUGGAGAUCAUUACGCAUUUCUUUCGUUGUUGUUUGAAUCCUAUCAAAAGAAAAACCCUAUUUAUUUAUAUAAUCCUUUCACCCAGGUGCCGGGAUUCUCAUAUCAGGCUUAACCAUUGCAAAAUUGUUCCUUGCAUUUUUUUUCCAUGACUAACUGCCAAACUAUUAAGAUUAUAUCAGAUUUAUUGAUGGCGAAUCACCUGAUUGUUGGAGUGUUGAUGCUGAACCGCUCCAAUCUUCAGAGCUGUUUGUUGAAUUAUCUGUAUCAGAUUUCUAAAGAGUGGUCAGUUUGGGAGGGGGUUGGUCAGGUCGUGGUUCACCAUCAUUUUCUGACCACACGUUUUUUGUUUUUUGUUUAGUUUGGAAUUUUGGGAAGCACGAAAUUUGUAAUUGUUUGUGAACGGUUUAAGGAAUACGAAUGUGAUCUCUGAUUUAAAAAAUAUUUGAAUUCUAAUUCAGUUUGUUGCCCACCAACUAAUUGAUGUAGAUCUCGUGGCUGGACAAAUAAGAUUAUAUCAAAAAAUUUCACAUUGUGGACUAGGUUAUUGUCUCCAUAAUACUAUCCAUAUUUUGGUGAAAGAACUGUUGUGUUGAAUUCCGGUUAGCAGUCAGUCCAAAUGUUAUGAAGCUGAUCAUGCCCUUGCUGAUGUUUACCUUAAUUACUAAGAAGGCCAUGAACACCAUGCAUAUUUUAAUCUCCUUCCUCUGCUUAUCAGUAAUAAAUGCAUUCACUCAUUGUGUAUUGAUCUUGUAAUGUUUCGUUUCAGUUUUGUUCAUACACAUGGAUGAUCAAAUGGAUUGUAAAAUGCUGGUUGGGAGUUAUGUCUGUUCAGAACAACCUGGUGAAUUCCGGUGGCAACCUGGCUCCCUGACCCAGGUAUGCUUUAUGAUUUUAGAGGAUAUUUUAGUAACUUUGAUCGGUCUCCUUCCAUUAUUAAUAAUUUUAUCUUAUCUGACAGGCUGUCCUGAAUGGAUUCUGGGUAUUGUUUGAAGACAUAGAUAAAUCGCCAGCUGAGGUGCAAUCCAUUUUAUUGCCUCUGUUGGAAGGUGCACGGUCAUUUGUGACAGUACAUGGGGAGGUAUUUACCUUCAUCUGUGUGUGGGGGUGCGUAGAUGUGCAUGCAUGCGAGUAUGACUGUCUCUAUUUGUUCAAUCCUCCACGUGGCUGUUUUAUUAUAUACUAUGAUGCUUGUAGAUAUAAUGCUACUUGCAACAUCUUGUAACAUAUUAUGCUCUCAAGGCAUUGUGUUGUUGUGCCCAUGCAUUUCUUAUUUUGAUGUCUCUCUCCCCCCUUUCCCUCUCUCUCUCUCUCUCUCUCUCUCUCUCUCUCUCUAUCAUGUGGAGUGUUUUUUAUGAGAAAACGAUAUAUCUGCGACUUCUUUAUAUAUAAUAAAUUGCAUAUUUUUUACUUGAUAUCAAACUUUUGCAGGCUGUCAAUGUGGCUGAAAGCUUUCGGUUAUUUGCCACUAUUUCCGGUUCAAAGCCUAGUUUAAAUGCUGAAGGUUCUCCUCUUACUCUCUUUCUUGAAACUCGUUGACUGCAGGUUCAUUCUGAGAUUUAUGUUUUGAUGGUACCUUAAGAUUUUUUUUUACGAGUCUUGUUGUUAUUUAAUUGAAUGUUUCAUAUAGCAUAUUAAUUGAUUCUAUUCCACUGUCAAGUUUUUGCUUUUACUUGUAUCUGAGAUGAGAUUUAGAUCUUAGGGUUCAAAUAAUUUUUAAGAUACCAAUAUUAUUCUUUCGAUAAUGCCAUUAAUUAUUACUGGCAGUGCUACCUGGCGUAAUUCCUAAUCGGCUAAAUAGGUCACUCAAGUUUCGGCAUGCGCAUGUUGCUAAUCAUCUAGAGCUCGUAUGUUAUUUUUUGAAGAUGGGAGACACUUUUGCUCUUGUUCAGUUGACAGUUUUAUCCUAAUUUAUUGGUUGGUCCAUCCAUUUUGUGGAAAAUGCUUUCAGCUAAUUCUUGCACAGUAUCUUGUUAAUCCCAUUGCUGUAAAUGUGUCUUUGCACAGUCUCCAUUUUAAUAUGCUCAUACCUUUGACUUGUUAUGGAAAUUACCAUUGCAGCGUUAUACAAAUAUUGAUGUCCAGAUUUUUUUUUGUUGACGUGGACUUUUUUUUUAUUGUAUACCAGGUGGAGGGUCUUUUAGUAGAUUAUGGAGAAAAGUUAUGCUUGGGGCACCAAGCAAUGAAGAUUUGGCGAGGAUAAUGCAUGCAUGGUAUCCAAGUCUGGAUUCUAUAUCCAUAAAACUUACAGGUAUGCUAUGGUAGAUGAUGUUGUGGACCAAAUGUAUUUCGAUGAAACAUCAUUUAUGGACUUGUCAUAUCUUGUAGGUACACUAGAGAGUGUAAAUUAUCUUACUUCUGUGCACUACAGAGCACCACAGCUUGGAGUUUUAUCCACUGGAGUGACAGGCAAAUUCUCUACAAGGUGAUAAUAUGCUCAAUUUUACUACCUAUAUUGUUUUUCUCAGCCUUCCGAGCUUACUCUCCUUUUCCUUUGUUAAUAGGCAUCUUCUGAAGUGGUGCAAGAGAAUAAUUGACUUGGGCAUUAAUUUCUCUUGUCCUCUGUCAAUGUCUUACUGCAAAAAGAUUUACCAAGAGGUCCAGUUUUUUUUUCUGGCUAUUAUUUUUUCUGUUCUGCUAUCUUCAUUUCGUAUGUCAUAGCUUUCAUUGUUUUUCUUCAGGCUGUUGAUAUUUUUGCUUCCUCGCUUCCCACUGCUGGAGAACGGUUGGCCAUAAUGAGAGACAUAGCAAAUAUUUGGGGAAUAUCUCAACAUGAAAUAGAAACUCUAUGCCUGUCAAAUAAGCCUGUUAUUCAGGUUUUUGUUCCCUUGUGUUCAUUUAUUUAUUUGAUUUUCGGUUUUAAUUAUCAUUUAUGACAUUUGGAUAUGUACAGGACAUGAAUUCGUAUCUGCAAGUUGGACGUGUCACAUUGCAGCACGCUAAGCCUGGGGUAUGUACAUGUGAAUUUAUAUUCUCUUAUUGAGUUGGAGAUGUUAAAAUUGAAAUGAUUUUCCCAUGCCGUAUGUAGAGUUAUCAACCCUCGCGACCCUUUGCUAAUCUCCGUAGUUCACUACACAUCCUUGAGAAGAUAGCUUGCUCUGUCAGGCAUAAUGAGCCUGUUCUGUUAGUUGGUGAGACUGGAACAGGGAAAACUACACUCGUGCAGAAUCUAGCCAUGAGACUUGGGCAACCACUCACAGUACUGGUAUAAUGCUGUUCUAUUUCUAUUUUCGAUUAAUUUUUCUUCUGUGUAUAUAAAUUACAUGUGCCUCGUCUGACGGGAUUUUUAUGCAGAACUUAAGUCAGCAAAGUGAUCCUUCGGAUUUGUUAGGAGGCUUUAAGCCUUCUAAUACACGCUCGAUUUGUAUUCCUCUCUAUCAUGAGUUCCUAGAAUUAUUCCGUAGGACCUUUUCUGUGCAGGUAUGCCAUUAUCUUUAGUGCCUAGGUCACUUUGUUUGUCUUGUAUUUGCUCGUCUUAACUUUUCUAACUUUUUUUUUUUUCUGGACAUGAGCAGGGGAAUGAAGAACUUCUUAGACGGUGCAAAUCUUAUAGGGACAGGGAGGAUUGGAAGAAGCUGCUAAGUGCAUUUGUAAAAUGCGUCAAGUCUACUUUAGAUAUUUUUUCCAAACGUAAAGAAAAUUAUUGUGGGUCAAAAAGAAAGAGACUUGAAGAGCUUCCAAAGACUUGGGAGUGCUUCUCCUCAAAACUUGAAUCUGCUUAUAAACAGAUUAGCACUUCUCACAUGUCCUUUUCGUUUGUUGAAGGAGCUUUUAUUACAUCUGUUAAAAUGGGACACUGGAUCUUACUUGAUGAAGUGAAUCUCGCUCCUCAAGAGACUUUGCAACGAGUUAUUGGUGUACUAGAUGGCGAAAACGGUACACUUUGUCUCGUGGAGAAGGGAGAUGUUGAUUAUGUUGUUUGCCAUCCUUCCUUUCGCAUCUUUUGCUGCAUGAAUCCUGCUAAUGAUGCUGGGAAAAGGGAUUUACCUCAUUCUUUCCGUAGCAGGUUCACUGAGUACUUUGUUGAUGAUGUUCUAGAUGAUUCAGAUCUCAGAGUCUUUGUUAAUCAAUAUUUAGACGAAGCUGUCACAAGCAGAGGAAUAUUGGACAGAAUUGUCCAAUUCUAUAAGAUGGCGAAGAAAUCUGAGGAGAGCCUACAGGACGGUGCUAAUCAGAAGCCCCAGUUUAGCUUGAGAUCUCUUGCUCGUGCACUCGAGUAUGGCAAAGCAUCAGAGAGAAAAUUCGGAUUGCAGAGAGCACUUUAUGAUGGUUUUUCUAUGUUCUUUGUCACUUCAUUGGAUGGGCCCAGUGGUAAGAUUAUGAGCGAGAUGAUUAUCUCUUCCUUGCUAGCAGGAUCAAUGCCCCAUGAUGUUCCAUUUGAGGCUUAUCUGGAAACCUUUAAUCUGAGCGCUUGUGGGGUGGAUUAUGUUCUUACAUCCAGUGUAAAGGAUCACUUGAGGAAUCUUGCACGAGCUGUUUAUGCAAAAAGAUAUCCUGUUCUUUUACAGGGUCCUACGUCCAGUGGAAAGACUAGUCUUGUCCGGUUUCUUGCUUCAAUAACUGGAAACAAAUUUGUACGCAUUAAUAAUCAUGAACACACUGAUCUCCAGGAGUACUUUGGUUCAUAUAUAACCAACUCUUUUGGGAGGCUCGAGUUUCAAGAAGGCGUGUUGGUUGAAGCUGUUCGGAAGGGAUACUGGGUUGUCUUGGAUGAGCUUAAUCUUGCUCCAUCAGAUGUUCUGGAAGCGUUGAACCGCUUAUUAGAUGAUAACAGAGAACUCUUUGUUCCUGAACUUCAAGAAACAGUUGUAGCACACCCUGAUUUUAUGCUCUUUGCUACUCAGAACCCUCCAACUUUGUAUGCUGGGCGUAAAGUGCUAUCUCGAGCAUUUCGCAAUCGAUUUUUGGAGAUCCAUGUUGACGAAAUUCCAGAAAAUGAGCUUGCAGAGAUAUUGGAGAAGAGAUGUAAAAUCCCUCUGUCCUAUGCUAAGAAGAUGGUGGAAGUAAUGAAGGACCUGCAGUUGCAUCGACAAAAUAGUAAAGUAUUUUCUGGGAAGCACGGUUUCAUUACUCCAAGGGAUUUAUUUCGUUGGGCUAAUCGCUUUCAAAUGUUUGGAAAGUCUUAUAUGGAUCUGGCCUUGGAUGGCUAUCAUCUUCUUGCUGAACGGUUGCGGGAAGAAAGCGAAAAGGAUGUGGUUCAAGAUAUUUUGGAGAGACGCCUUCGUGUGAAACUAUCAAAGCAGGAUUUAUACAUUAAGGUGAUUACCUUUUCUUCAACGUCCUUGUAUCUUUUAUUUCAAGAUUAAAUGCUACUGAGUAACCUGAAAAUGAAAUAACGAAUAGCUUGUCAAUCAUACACACAUAAUAUGAGUGCCUUCUUAUUCGUACUUGUGAAUCAUACACGCCGGAAAGUUUUCUAUUCGUACCGGAAGUUGAUAUAGUAUUACACUUCGUUUUUCUUGUCAGAAUCUCUUCCAAGCUUCUAUUUGGUAUUCUGCAUUUUGUUUGUCAUUCAGUACGUUUUAGACGAUCUCAUUCUAAUGAAUCAUUUGAAAGCCUCUUUCUUUGUCUAAACUUCAUUUCAUUCUUGAUAAAGCAGGAACCAGGUACGUCUGAUUCUAUCUGUGAGACUCAAAAGCGUGCAGGACUGCAGAAGACUGGAAAGUGCGCUUUUUAACUCCUUUAAAGGGUAUUUGUUUAUGGCUUGAUAUAUAUUCUAUACAUAACGGGUCCUGGUUCUAUCUUCUCUGUCCAGGGUCAUAAUGACUCAGAGUAUGUGGAGGUUGUAUUUCCUUGUUGAGCGAUGCUACAAGUUGCGCGAGCCUGUACUUCUUGUUGGUGAAACUGGAGGUGGGAAGACAACAGUGUGUCAGUUGUUGAGUGCUGUUAUCAGAUCGAGGUUACACAUUUUGAAUUGCCAUCAGUACACUGAGGCAUCAGAUUUUAUUGGAGUGAGCUGGUGCUACCUUGUUUUUUCAGUUCCACGUUUGUUAUUUUGGCAUAUUCACUCUUGACCGCAAAAAGUAUGUUUCAGGGAUUUCAUCCGGUGCGUGAUAGAUCAAGAUUGACUACAGAGUAUCAUUCUCAAAUUGAGAAAGCAAAAGACCUAAAGUUCUUCUGUCACUAUUGUCAAGAAGUUGUAUGUUUCUAAGUCUCCACCUGUUAUCAAAUUAAACUGUUGUCAAAUUAAAUCUUUGACAACACUAUUAUUUAAUUUGUUUACAUUUUACUGCAGGAAAUAUCCUUUGACAUAGGGCAGGCUCCUUUAACAAUAAGCUGCCUAAAAGGAUGUCUAGAAAAUUUAAAAGAUUCGAUGCCACAUUGUGAUAUUUCACAAAAAGAUGUUGAUGAUUUUCAGUUAGUUAUUGAUGCCCUAGUGCAGCUUGAGCUGAAUUGGCAGGCUAUAUUUCUAUGGCAAGAUGGACCAUUGGUACAAGCUAUGAAGAACGGCGAUCUUUUCCUUGUGGAUGAGAUUUCCUUGGCAGAUGAUAGUGUCCUGGAACGUCUAAAUAGUGUUUUGGAACCAGAAAGGACAUUGGUUGGUUUUCCUUUAUGUUCUUUGAAAUUUUUAAUUAUGUCUUGAUUUGAUAGAAUCUUAUCACUGUUGUAUUUGUGUUAUUGUGGAUUAUAAUCCUCCAUUUUUUUAGGGGCACCAUGCUUAGCCUUUUUGCACUAGGAUUAAGGAUAAAAUAAAGCUUAUGCCUGCUAUCUUCUAGACAGGAAUUCUGGUUACCAAAGUUGUCCAUUUGGGAUGCAGUUCGAAGUAGUUUGCAUUAUUUAUGUAGGCUUCUGAUUUUUUAUAUUUUUGUCAUAUCUUAUUACUUGAAAUGGCAUGUUUCUUAAUCGCAGUUGUGUUAUUUUUUUUUUUAAUAUACUUCUAUAUACAUUUUUAUUUCUUGGAAUAUCCCCUGUUGCAUCAUUUACUUUACAUCGGAAAGUUAUUAUGUAUUGUGACAUAUGAGUUGACUGAAUGUCACUUGGCAAAGAAAAUAGUUCUCCUUUUUUAUUAUUAAUUAGUUUCGAUUUCUUUGUUUCUUUAUGUAGUUUUUUGCCUUAAUGUUCAGCGACAAUACUGAUAUUUCUCCCUGGUUUAAAAAAAAUUGCAGUCAUUAGCUGAGAAAGGUGGAUCUAGUCUUGAGAAGGUUAGCUAUUGUCCACCAUUUUAGUUGUUUCUACGAUUAUCAUAAUUCUGAAAAAACUAUUCCACUACCCUUUGGAUGUUGUUCUCACUUUUCCUGAACAGGUUACUGCGCAUCCAGACUUUUUCAUUUUUGCUACGAUGAAUCCUGGCGGAGAUUAUGGAAAGAAGGAGCUAUCUCCAGCUCUAAGAAAUCGUUUCACAGAAAUAUGGGUUUCAUCCGUGAGUGAGAUAGAGGAGCUGAGAUUCAUUGCUUGUGAGAGGUAUUUGACCACUCUGCACUUGUAAGGGUGGCUACAAUACCCUUAUUGAACUGUCUUUUCGCAUGAUCAUUUGAGUUUUCCUUUUUGGGACUAGGGUUUCCGUUCAAAAUUUUUGUAUUCUGAUGCAGGUUUAUCAAAUCAGAGCUCACAUGCUUUUCUGAGCCCAUGAUAAAAUUUUGGGAUGUGAGUGCCAACACUAAGCUUUUGUCAUUUUGUUUUCUUGAAAUAUUCUAUUUCAGAGUAGUUUGGUGCGAAUUCAGUGUCUCUUUGUAAGUAGCAUGCUGUUGGCCAUUGAGAAAAAGCUGAUUUUGUAUAACAUGGGUUCAGUUCCACUUAGGCACCAUGUUGGCCCGUAAGUGGCUUUUUUCUUCUAGAUUGAGCUGAUCUCGGUCUGCAUAUGGAUCUAUAAGAAGUCACUCAAUCCAGAAGCUGACGUGGAUUGUGAAGAGUUAUUUUGGAAUCUUUUGUUUCAGGGCUAUGGUGACUAGUCUUGGGAUAUUAUGUUCUUUUAGAUCAUUUGAAAUAUGGAUGUCUGUAUCCGGUUAGCUAAAUCUUGAAAUGAUGGUUGUUAAUCUGAAAUCAAGUUCAACUGAUGCAUUGUGACGAACUUUGAUUUUUGCCACUGUAGUUAAUUCCUUCUUUUUUCUUUUUUCUAGUGGUUCAACCAGCUCGAGACCGGGCGGAUACUUACAGUGAGGGACCUCAUUUCUUGGGUUACGUUUAUAAAUGAGACUGAGGAGAAUCUUGGCUCUGUUCAAGCCUUUCUUCAUGGGGCUUUCCUCAUUGUACUUGAUGGUGUAGGCCUAGGUAUUUCGUUAACUGUCUCUAGAAUUAUCCUGUUUCUCAUAGAAUAACCAGUUUGUGCUUUUGCAUCUAUUAUAAAUGCUUAUGUUAUGCCAUAGUCUGUAGUCAAUCCUUAUUCUUCACUAUGUUUCAUGAUCUCCGCAGAUUAUUUUGUAUGAAACAAUAUCAGAAAAAUGCUCUUAAAAACCGAGGAAAAGCAGCGUCAAUCUAUAUUGCUUGCAAUCUAGCUCUAAACAUAACAUGAAAAAGAAUAAGAGGUGGAAGCUAACUGUCAACAAAGUAUGUCGUACGAUACAUUAGUUCUAUGUAAAUUUGCAUAUGUUGGGUACCUGACAUACGUUUUCAUUGACCAAGUCGUUUUGGAUUGCCACACUCUAUUCCAUCAUCUCUUUGAGCUGUGAAUCAUGAACGUGCAAGAAUGCUUCCUCUCUAUUUGUUUUGUGGAAUGGUUUAGGAACUUCGAAUUUUCUCAUUAGCUUUUAUAUGUUUUUUAUUUAAAGUUUUGGAGUAAGCCCUUUUAUCCCUCUCUUUCUCCAGUUUUAAGGUUUUAUGCUAUUCAUUCAUUUUUUAAAAUGGAAUAAUUCAUCCCAUUCGGUCUAUUUUUUUUAACAAGGGAGAAUGACUGCUUGCCACUUCUUGCUAUAUCUUAACCUUGACAAAGACAGGCACUCAUGCGGCCGUCAUUCCAAAUGUGUGAGUGCGAUGAUCGUAAAGCAGUCCUGAUGCCAGUCUCGUGUGGCUGCUGCUUGCUACCUGUUGAAGGCAGACAAGGAGGGAGAAAUAGAUCAGCAAUGACAAAAAAGGGGUAGCAAAUCUCUAUGACUACUUUAGUUGUGGUCAACUUGAUGAAAUACCAUCAAUGUAAAUGGGAGAGCAGUCAGAUAUUGGUAUUCAAACACUCAAAUAGAUGCAAGAAUUGAACGUUAGGAUCAUGAUUUAGAAUGAUGUAAGUGGCUUUGAACAAAGAUGAUGUUAUAAGUGAUUUAAACUUGAAAGCCAAAGAGUUUCAAGUGGAAUCGUUCCAGCAUGUGUGGACUUCUAAUUACCUCUGGAGGGAAAACCAUACGUAGGUUGUUAUUUGCUGAUCUUCUGCGUUCUUUUGUGGUAUUUAUGGUAGGAAGUGGUUAUACGUGGAAAUAUGGAUCUAAAAAUUCAAAAGAGGUUUUCAAGUUGGAAAUUGAUGAUUCAUUGAAUGUGAACUGUUCAGAUUUGUCUUUUCAGUGGCAUCUCGUAGGAGUUCUUAAUGAUAGUUGUUUCUGCCCUUUGGUGUCAGCAUUUUGACGCCAACAAGAUCACACAUUUUUAGACCACUGAGAUAUACAUAAUAUUGUGCUCCAAUCUAGCGCAUUCUCUGUAGAGGAGAAUCUGUGCUUCGUAUCUUCAUAUGAAGCAUCAUCACUGGUUGGUUCUUGUUUAAUAGAACUUAUGGUUUUUUGAUGGAGUAUCAUACAGACUUCGUUUAUUCCCCUUAAUUUGUAAUGAGAUGCGUAAAAGGUAUCAAGGAUUAGAUCUCUCUUGCACGGAGAGAAUUGGAGAUGGCAAAUCAUGAGCAUAUUGAGUGGGCUUGACUCUGAUGACGAUGAGGAGUGGAAGUACAUUCUCAAAAACGGGUUUCUUAUCCAAUAUGCGACAAAUUUUUUCUUCAUAUUAAAGUUGACUAUUUAAUGAAUGACAUUUUAAUUAAUUAGUUUUUGAGCAAUUUGAUUCCGUACACAAUAUGUGUACCUUUUCUAUUUAAUCUUGAUACCCUGAUUCGUCUGGUGAUAAUGAAUGGGCCAUCAUCUUUCUUUUCUAGAUGCUAAAAUCUUGUUUUGGAAGAUGAUUUCCUCAACCAUACGUUCUAAUGGGUGAUGAAGCCCGAUAUUGAAACUAUCUUUAUUCACUGGCUAUAUGAUGAUGAAUACCACUUGCAGUGGCUAGUAUCCUUUUUAAAUGUUCAUUAUCUUUUUACUGAUGCUUGGAGUUAUACAUUUUCUGAUGGAUUUAUUUGCAGGUACGAACAUCUCCAAAUGUGAUGCAUCUCGAUUAAGGGAGAGUUGCUUGGAUUACCUGGUAAAAGAAGCAAAGGUAAAUUUAUUUCUGAUUAUUUUUUAUGCCUAGUUUGAAUAUGUUUUCUUUAGGAUGAAGUCGUUUUUCUCUUCUUCUGAAUGCUUGUGUAGAAGCUUCAAGAUAGUUGAUAGUUGACCUGAAACAGUUCCACAUGUAUUGCUUAAAUUUUUGGGGAGUUUAGAUUUAGUGACUUCGAUGUGUUGCAAUCCAGAAGACUAAAAGGUCAAGGAAGCAAAAAACUUCUAGAGCAUCGAACUCCACCUUGGGGAAAUUAUAGUUUUUUAUGAUAGGACAAAAUAUACCGUGGAUAUCUUAUAUUGCACCGAGUCCCUGAGAGGCUGACAUAAAUACUUGAGAUAUUGUGAAUUUUCAGGGAAUACAAAAGAUUUAGUGACGUCUAUGCAUCUCCACUAUGCAUAUCUAACCAAACGCUGCCUUACUCUCUACUUUCUCAUCUUAGAGUUGAACUUAGUUAAUCUAUUAGGAUAUAUGACCUCGCAACUAUAUGUAUCAGUUUCAGCUUGAACUUGAAGCCAAAGUUUCAGUAUUGUGUGAUUUUAGUGACGUCGAGGGUUUCUACACUUUUUAUUGUAUUUUGAUGACAGAUGUUAUGCCAUAUGCUUGGUUAGGUUGCUUGAUAAGAAGAUACUUAAUUUUUCUAUACCAAGUGAGUUCUGAUUUACUAGAUUUUUGUUUUAAUCCUGUGCAAACGGAAAGCCUAUUGAAUCUUCAAUUGUUACUGUCACUUAUACAUUACCACCUCCUAAUUUAUGUUGUAGAAAAAACAAAAAUGACAUGUAAAAUGAUAGAAGAACGCGAAUCUACAUUAAGACUACCUUACACAUCAAUGAGUCUUCAGCGGGAUUUACUGAAAAUGUUAUUGAGGCAUUUACAGAGAGAAUGAGACCUCUCAUCCUUGCCUUCUAUUUCUGUGAACCUUAUACAUGGGUUUUGCUUUUCUAGCCGUUGUCCUUUUCGACUGCUUUAUUUGGUUAUGAGUUCCUCCCGUCAACGUUUUGGCUCUUUCUGAAAAAGUAGUGAUGGGAUGCCUUCCAGGACACAAAAUGGACUGGUGUGGUCUCAGUUGCUACUGCGUUUUAGCCAAAUAGACUAUUAUUGAACAGCAUGGAGAUCAUGAAUUGAAAAAACCAUUUAUUCUCGUCCGUCCUUAUGUCUAUGAAACUUUCGUUAUGUGAUAACAGCUUUUAGUGACUUAGACGAGAGUCACAGCCUCAAGCUCCCAUGAGGCCUUUCAAGUUUGCUUUGCUAUUUUGAAUGGCACAUAUUUAAUGUAUCUUUUGUCUCAUUUUUUACUUCCUACUGACAGCAAGUGGCGGAUAUUGGCUUUGUGGACUCACAGUUGUCCAACAUGGAAAGUUAUGGAUGGAAAGGUAGUGAUAAUGAUGCUGCUAACGAGGGUUACAAUUGUGUACAAGCAGAACAUCUGUUUGGCAUUCAUCCAUUCUAUAUUACAAAAGGUGUGUGGUCCCUUUUAGGACUAACUGCAUUUGAAAUUGAUGUAUAACUGUUGCUUUUGUCCAUUAAAAUGUGGAGCACAUUUCUCGAUGAAUUUCUUCUUAUCUAGAUCUUGACUUUUGUUUAAAGGUUUACUGGAUAUCCUUCGUAGCCUUUUUAUAAUGCUUCUUUGCGUGAAACAUAUUUUUUGCAGUUAUCUCGAUUUUUACCUCGCUCAAUAGCACUAUAUACUUGCCCAUGUUGUUCUCAUCUGCUAUACCAACCAGAAAUUAGUUAUUUUUGUUUUUAUAGACCAUGUUGCCUUUCUGUUUGGUUAUUCUUUCCGUUUGUAGCUUUCAGAAAUGAUGCUAGAAAUUGUGGUCUAUUUGUAGACGGUGUUUAAGUCAGAAUGAUAAUCUUUAUUUGAUGAGUCUUGUCUUGAAUUCGUAUCCGGAAAUUUGAAAGCAAACUUUCGUAUGGUGAUUUCUAGUGUUGUGCUGGUAACGUAUAUGUAAUGACUUGCAUGCAAAGGCAAUGAAAGUCUACAACCAAUAUCUUUUGACGAAAUUUCGUACAAAUUAGUUGUGGUAUCUCAUUUUGGUUUUGUUUCGAACUUUUCGAUUCUAUAGACAACGAACACAACUUGUGACGAUGGAUUGUCAUAUCCAUUUCUUGACUGUACAUGUUUUGUAUUGUUUUGUCCUCAUCACACGAUGUUUACUUACUGAUGUCCUAAAAGGCUCUAAAGCUUCUAGGAAUUUUAUUUGGGGACUACAUUCAAGUUGUGGGAUACGAAUCCUUUGUAUCCUGUAAAAAUUUAAGCAGUUUGUUGCGAAAAUAAUUCAAAACUUAAGUAAAUUUUCCCCGUGUUUAUUAUGCAAAUCAAACUCCUCUUCAUCCCAAGUCUUUACAUUUUGACGGACUAUGUUAUAAGAUAUAUGAUCUAGACUCCAUUGAUGUUAUGAAGAAGUUUCUUUUGUAUGCUUGUAUUUUUAACUUGAGUGACUUGAUCUCAUUUUUUUUAUGGUGUUCAUUUUACACGUUGUCCUGAAAUUUUUGUUUAUUGCCUAGGUAAAAGAGAUUGCAAAAAAAGAGGGUUUGAAUUCUUGGCGCCAACAACCUGCAGAAAUUCCUUGCGACUAUUGCGAGCAAUGCAGCUUCGUAGGCCUGGUCUGAUAUUCUUUUUUAUCUAUUUUAACUCCCAUCUACCAGUUGGCUAUUGGAUGUGAAGAAAAACUUGGUGGUGUUAUUUUUGUAGUGCUAUUGGAAGGCAGUCCUGGAGUAGGAAAGACUAGUUUAGUUGUUGCACUUGCAGAAUUCUCUGGACAUGAUGUAGUAAGAAUAAACCUUUCUGAGCAGGUGAGGUAUCAAACGGUACUAAUCAACCACGGAUAUCUUGCUGCAUUGUUAUAACCCCUUUUAAUCUUGUAACUACAGACAGACAUGAUGGAUCUGCUGGGAUCGGAUCUGCCUGUUCCUGGUGACAAUGGGAUGCAGUUUGCAUGGUCUGAUGGAAUCCUGCUCCAGGUUCUAACCCUAACAUUUUAACUGUUGGAGUAUAAGUGUGCGGACUGUUUCCCGGAACUAGUCACAAUUUUAUUUUAUUUUUGAUUUUUCAGGCUCUCAAGAAUGGUAGUUGGGUGCUUUUAGAUGAACUUAAUCUUGCACCACAGUCUGUGCUGGAGGUAGGAUGCUCGCUGUCUCUGUGUUAUUUAGUCGUUUAUUUUGGUCUUUUUUUCGUACUUGACUCUUUAACAAGCAAGCUUUCAGGGUCUAAAUGCUAUUUUGGAUCAUCGUGCUGAGGUCUAUAUUCCAGAGUUGGCAUGCUCUUUUCAGUGCCCUUCUUCAUUUCGAGUGUUUGCUUGUCAAAAUCCUACCAGCCAAGGGGGUGGAAGGAAAGGCCUCCCAAAGUCUUUUCUUAACCGUUUCACGAAGGUAUUAAAAUCACUGGUGAAAAUGAGGCCGUCAGAUUGAUUAUCGUGUUCUUUUUUCCGGAAUGUAUAAUACCAGAAAAUGUCUAGUACUCGACAUACGUUCUUAUUAUCGUAUUUGAAUUUACCUUGAAUUAUUUUUAUAGGUGUAUGCGGAUGAGCUAAGUGCGGAAGAUUACUACUUCAUUUGUAAUUCACUCCAUCCAUCAGUUCCUACAUCAUUACUUUCAAAACUUAUCAACUUCAAUAGCCAUCUCUAUGAGGACACAAUGCUGCUACACAAAUAUGGUCAGGAAGGCUCUCCGUGGGAAUUUAAUCUGCGGGAUGUUAUACGGGCUUGCCAGAUCAUAGAAGGUGAAAGUUCUUAAUUUUCUUAUAUACUUGCUUCAAUUUGUUGGUUGUCAUGACUAAAAAUAGCUUCUAAAUAAAGUAAGUAACGCUGGUAACAAUCGUGCAGUUUCCUUUCCCGAUUUAUGCGGUUAGUUUUCUCUGAUAGUGAGUUUCUUUUCUAAAGAUGCACCUGUGGCAACAAAAGAAGUCAGCUUUCUCAACACUGUUUACAUCCAGAGGAUGCGUACUUCAGGUGAUCGUGAGGAGGUUUUAAAACUUUAUAAGGAAAUAUUUGGAAGGAAGCCUCUCAUAAAUCAGAUUCCAAGGGUGCAGAUCAAUGCAAACUAUGUGAUUGUGGGAAGUGUUUCGAUUCCAAGGAAUCAUUUUCAACCAACAAAAACUUCACUGGUAGAUCUGAAUAUAUUGCCAAGCAUUCGACAAUGCCUAGAAGCUUCUCUUCAGUGUGUGCAGCAUCAGUGGUUGUGUAUUUUAGUUGGGCCAUCUUCAUCUGGGAAAACUUCACUUGUGCAGUUAUUAGCUCAGCUUACUGGAAAUGCACUGCAUGAACUGAAUCUUUCUUCUGGAACUGAUGUUUCUGAGUUACUAGGCUGUUUUGAGCAGUAUAAUGCAUUUCAAAGUUGUACAGCCAUUGUCAGCCAAAUCGAGUGUUGCAUGGGUGAGUAUUGUGGGCUACGUGUGCAAUCCUCCUGGGAGAAGUUAUUGACAGAAAGGAAAGAUUUAAUUGCUAAAUGGUGGGAUCUGUUAGCAUCCAUGAAUGACAAAACGUCUGGAUCAAGUUCCGAAUUUGUCAUGGCCUGGAAUCGUGGAGACUGCAAGUUCCUGAAUAUCCUAGUUGAGAUUAUUGAACAGCUGAAACUUGAUUCGGAAAAGUAUUCUUUACCUGUAUCAUGGUCGAAUGAGGUCCUGACUAGAUCUCUGAGGACUGUUUUGGAUUUACAAAAGAAAGUCAGAAAGCUGGGACCAGGAAAUUUUGAAUGGGUGAACGGACGUCUAAUCAAGGCUAUAGAAUGUGGGGAAUGGGUCGUCCUGGAUAAUGCAAAUCUCUGUAAUCCCACGGUAAGUAUUUUUUUAUCCUCUUAUAGCAUACAUGAUAUUCAUUCAUUUCUACAUUUUUCAUGCAUCUUCUUUUAUGUCACUUGGAUUGACAGCAUAUCUCUGGGUUCUUAAUAGGACUCAGCUUUUUUACCUCUUUUAGUUUGGAUUCUUAUACCUUCCAUCUGUACCAGGUUCUAGACAGAAUAAACUCUUUAGUAGAGCCUCAUGGUUUUAUCACUGUCAACGAGCGUGGCCUCUUAGAUGGGAGUCCUGUAGUGCUUCAUGCUCACCCGAAGUUCCGAAUGUUUAUAUCUUUUGACCCAACAUGUGGUGAAAUAUCACGAGCAAUGAGAAACAGAGGAGUAGAAAUAUUUAUGCCGGAACAAAAUUUGAUAGAUGAUUCUGAAACCAACUCUGGUUGCCAAGAUGCCAUUGGUGAUCUGAAGCAGUUUUUAAUCCAAUCGGGUAUUCCAUUUUACUCAUUAAUUGAGGCGAUGUCAGAAGCACAUAUGUAUGCUAAGACCGUUGGAUUACGUCUUGGUGUACACAUUACCCUUCUGGAGCUUAGACGCUGGGUUCAGUUAUUUCAGCAAUUACUCAUGAGUGGGAAUCAGUCUAUGUGGAGUCUUCAACUAAGUUGGGAGCAUACAUACCUCACAUCUCUUGGAGAGGCUGAAGGAGAAGACAUCAUAAUGCACGUAAAGCACAGCUUAUUGUCUCUUUACAAAGAUUGCCCGCUAAUGGGGAGUUCAUUAUGUUUGCCUGGAGGGUGGCCAUUACCUCAGAAACUAUCAAACUUUAUCUGGUUUUCGCAGGAGGCUACUAUUAAACAAAACUGUAUGUAUUUGGCGUUUUUUGGGGCUCAAUGUGCUUCUUAUGAAAUGAGUCUCAGCAGCACGAAAACUUCAUUGCUGAGUGGUUACGAGGAAGUCAAACCACUUAUAUUUCCCUUCCGUGCACUGCAUCAGCUUCUCUUUCCAUGUGGAAUUGAUCUGCAACAGGCUGAGAACUUCAUAUCAUCGACUUUUGAUUUGGUAUUGGGCAAAAAGAUACUUUUUAUUUCCUCUAAUUGGGUAAUUGAACAAGCCACUGGAAAAGAUCUCCAAUUAUAUAUUCAGUGGUUUCAGUGGUACAGUAAACAUCUGCAUCCUUACUGUGAUUUCUUUAGGUCUUUCUCUAUGAUACUUGAGCAGGAGCAGUCUCAUCCUAUUUGGAGUUGCAUUGUCAAUUGUUGGAAAGAGGUUACCAUUUAUCAUGAAAUAAAUGUUGAUCAGCAAUACCUUCCACUAGUUUCAAAGAAAGUAGCUGAGUUAGCUGGUUUAAUAGGAGCACCUAAUGUCUGGCAGACCAAUCUCUGUAAUGCUAUUAGAUGCAUAGGUGUGCUGCGCCUUAGUCUUGAACAAUGGAAUGCUGAAAGGAAUUAUGUUUUCAAGGCGCAAGAGUUAAAUCAAAUAUUUCUUCCUAUUUUAAAAUCUUUAAGACAUUUGGAAGAGGAGGUGCUUAAUGUCAUUACCGAAUCAUGUUCGUUUGAUGACCUAUAUGAAUCAUACUCUGGCCUGCUUGAGCAGCAUAGAUCCUUUUGGAAGUGUAUCAUGUUGCCUCUUUCUCAACAGUCUGCAAUUGCUUGGCAUUUUCUGAGGAAGGAAGUACUCAAAUUGAAGAGAUUUUUCCCAGCCGCCGUUCAUAACUUACUGGUAUGCCAAGUCAUCUUGUCUUGUCUGUAGCCCUUUCAUGGGCAAUAUUAAGAAGCUCUUUUUCUUUGCAGGAGCAAAGCUCGGAUCUUCUGAGAAGGUCACCGUGGAAUCUUUCCUCAGCAAAGACCUUGCUAUGGAAGCACGGUGGCCAUCCGUUAGCAUCACCCUCUGCAGAUGUAUUUGACAAAAAACAUCAGAUAUUUUCUUUAUGCGCGGAUAUCUGGCCUAAGAAAACGUUCUGGGAACUGCUCCGUAGAGGUAAAUGUUACUUCCCUUUGGAAGAUAUCUGCUGUUAUCUCGUAUUUAAUACAGGGUUACUCCUAUCUUGUUUAGAUCGUUCAAUGACAGAUGCUGGUUUGUCAGCAAACACUGAACUCCGGUACCUGGCCGUUCAAGGUACUCUUCAUUUACUUUUUCAUGUAUCUUCAUAGCGGAAUGCCGUUCGUUGGCCCUUGUUCAUUUUAGCAGAAUAUUUGCAGUUACGUUUUUCUUUUGUUGCUAGAAUGGUUUUUUACAUUUUUUCCUUAUUUUAAGCGUCAUAAGUUUCUGAAGGGAACAAUCCUACGAUCUUUCCAUUAACUCUGGCACCAUUAUUUAGGGGUUGAUAUCUUAUUCUUAUCUUUGAUCUUUUACAGUCUUUAACAACAUCACACAGCGCCUCAAUACUACCAUAUUUGGUCUUACAUUGCACUAUUUCUGGUCUUCUCAUAUGUUACAUCGAUUACAAAAGUAAAUACCAUUUUUUCUCAUUUGCACCUCUGUUUUAAGGUUUCCCCUGCGAUUCUUUAUAUGUAAUAGUUAUACACGGAGGCUGAACUGUUUCUGCGUAGUUAGAAACUUGGAAUUCUUCCUUCAAUAAAUUUUAGGUGAGCUUGAACCCAUGUUGUAUUUAUCGAAUGAGUAUUGUAAGUGCUCUCGUUUAGGAGGGAAAUUUAGUUAUAAAGAGAAGCUGAUUUGCCAAGCACCCUCCACUAUUUCGGAUAGUAUUUAUGGUUCUACCUUUUUCUUAGCAACUGGCUUUCAUGGUUUUCAUGUGAUUAUAGGUACUAUUUUCUUGAUCAUAUGCGGUAUUCGCCAAUAUCUGAUAGUUUCCUAUAGUUUUUUUGGCUUUUUAAUACUCUCUUUGAAUUUUUUUAUUGGAUGGUGUUUUGAAAAUAACUUUUGCUCCUAUAUAUUUAGAAGUAUUUUUUAUCUCCUUUAUUCAUGUUUUCUGCCUGUAUACCUCGUUGUCAAACUUAUUCAAUGUUUCUCUCUUCGUCUCGUGAAUAUCUGAUCGCUAUUUGUUCUAUAUACUCAACUUUUUUCUCGUGAAUAUUCUUUUGAUCUCAAUACUGGUUUAAGUCUUGUUACUGGUUACUUUUAAUAUUGUUUUAGGUAUUUGCAUGUCAACAUAUCUUAUAAAGGUUGGUCGUGAAAAUGACGAUACCACAAAUCAUCUGGAUGAAAUUUAUCAGGUAGGCGUGACGAAGCUUCAUAAUUGUUUUAGGUAUGUGCUACAAGACGUCGUCUAACUCUGUUAAAUGCAAAAUGCAGGGUCUUUUGAGAAGAGCUGAACAUGAGAGGAAUAACCUUACGGCGAUUUUUAUGGUUAACAAAGAAAAUCCUACUUGUCACGUGGCCAAGACGUUGUGUACCAACUGUUGCAUGUUCAAUUCUGAGAUAUUGCGUGGAAAGGCAGUGAUUGACUGUUGGUUGCAGUCUCGUCCUUUGUUUGAUAGAAGUAGCUUGCUAUUAGAUAUUGAAUUGCUUCAGGAAUUAACUGAAAGCUGUACGCUUAAUUCUAAGAACCUCUUUGAGGUAAAUAUUCUAGUUCUUAGAACUGUUUGUAUAUUUACUUUCCUGCCAUAUAGAUUUCUUUGCCUUUUUCUGAUAUUAUGACAUCGAUUUAAUUCCUAUUCCCAAUGAUAAAGUUUACAGUAACCCAAUUUGAUGCUUCAGUAUUUUAGAUUAUAACAAGGUGGCAGCUGACUAGUUAGGAAUGGGUGAUCAAUAACACCAAUAUUUCACCAGAUAAUUUAUUAAAUGAAACUCUGAGAAGUCAUAGUGCCUUUGAUAAAGUUCCUAUGUAGUAGGAUGAAGAUAAUGAAUGGAUUGGGAGGGUGAGGGUCUUCUCAAUGGUCAUUGUUAUUGAUGGAAAGGUGCCGACUUAUUGUUCUUGUUUCAGAACUAUUACUGGACUUCGAUUACCAAGCAAUUGGGAAUGUUCAAUAUUGAUGAAAACUUUAUUUUUGUUGUAAGUAGUGAUUGGUUGUUGUUAGGAAAUGUAGAAAACAUUAACAUAGAGAGGGAUAAUACCCUAGCUUUGAUAGAACAGAGACAAACAAAGGAGGAGAGAGGAAUUCUCUGUCCCAAAAGACAGGGGAGGAGCAGCAGACAGACACCUCAAGUAUUUCUCUCACUCACUAAGUCUCUUAAAUAGGGACAAACCUUAAGAAUACUUUUCCCAAAAUAGUCUUUAACCUAGUUACCCUUAUACCUUGUAACACUCCCCCUCAAGAUGAACUUUUGCAAAAUUCAUUUUGACUAAGUUGUUGACGAUAAUGCUGUUGACGAUCCGUGUUAGCUCCCCUUGCAACAAUCCAUGGUAGCUUUCUUGCAACGGUAUAGAAGAGCUCUUCAAGUAGACUAAAUGCAAGCUCCCCCAAAUAAGAGCGACGCCACCUUGAACAUAGGCAGUGGUAGACUAGAUGUAGACUCCACCAGAUAGGAGGGCCGCUACCUCAAACAAAGGUAGCAAUACUGGAAACAUGGCUUCCCCAGAUAAGAGUCAUAUCUCGAACAUAAGUAGCAAUAUUGGAAACAAGGGUUCCCCCAUAUAUGAACAGUGCUACCUCCAACAAGGGUAGUAAUACUGGAAAGAAGGCUCCCCCAUAUCAGAGCAAUGCGACUUCUAACAAGGACAGCAAUACUGGAAAUAAUGCUCCCCCAGAUAGGAGCACCUCCAACAAGGACAGCAAUAUUGGAAAUCAUCUCCCCCAAGUAAGAGUGACACUCCUCCAAGUGGGCAGACGAUUGUAGCAGACUGGUGGUUACUGCAGCAGCAGUGGUGGUAGCAGCAGCGAUGGCACUGGUGGCAGUGCUAGGGUUUACCUAGGCUCGGAUACCAUGUAGAAAACAUAAACAUAGAGAGGAAUAAUACCCUAGCUUUGACAGAACAGAGAGAAAUAAAGGAGGAAGAGAGAAAUAAUACCCUAGCAUUCUCUCACCCACUAAGUCCCUCAAAUACGGACAAAACCCUAACAAUAUUUUUCCCAAAAUAGCCUUUAACCUAAUUACCCUUAUACCUUCUAACAGAAAGUUACCAAGCAAUUGUUCUAGUUGUGUCACAAUAUUAGGAGAGUCAACAAAAGCACAUUUGUGCACCUCUUGCACCAGUUCAUUAAGGAACAUCUCUGACAUGGAUCAAUUGAUGUUGAUCUGAAAACCACUUCUAUAGAGAACAAAUACUUCAAAGUUGGUGAUCUAAGCCAGAGUUGCGUUUAAUUCACUUUAUGAUUUCUUCUCUGAUAUUGACUAACUAUUUUACAUCCAUCUAUAUUCAAUCUUUAUCAAGUUUGUAUCUCCAGUGAUGUCACAUGUUCUUCGACUUAAACUUUUUUGGCCAAGUAUGACAAUGUGACAAUGACUGUCAGGCCUGCGUUUGUUGCGAAUCUUCAUCAUACCUUAGAGUUGGAUCUUUCAUACCUAUUCAAUGAUGAAUUAAUGAAAGAAUAAUUCACGAUGAUGACAAUGACUGAUUGUUGAUCUGUAGUUUUAUACCCUGUGUUUUUUCUUUAAUCAUAUCAAUUCUUGAUGUCUGAUAGGCUUCAGACAUUCUCACUACGAUAACCAUUUUCUUUCUAGGUUUUGUCAAGGAUGUCGGAGUUUCUGCAAUAUGCCUUAGACUACUCAUUAAAGUUAUCUUCUAGAUCACCUAUUGAUUUCUCCCCACAUCAGAAGAUUUUGUGGAUGUUGGAUGCUUGGACUUCAAUUGGAGAUGGUAAUACUUUAUGUUUUUAUUUCGUUUUUUUAACAUUAAUUUUAGAUUAUCUGCUAACCUGUGAUUGGCUUUUAUUUGCUAGUCCACACAAAAAUUGCCAAUUUUGUUCAUCAGAUGUGGUUUAACUGGCAUUCUUCUCUGUGGUAUUGCUGUUCUGAACUGGAUAAGGUACCUUAUAAAAUUAUUUUGCGUGGCCAGUUGAUGUCUGCUGGAUUUCUCUGUUAACAUUUCUUCGUUACCAAAUGCAGAAACCUUUGCCACAAAUUCGUGAUCAGAUUUGCCUGCUUACGCAGCCAAUCAGAUUUGAUGCACUUGACCAGAUUCUGUAAGAUCAUGUCUACCACCGCUCUUUGUUUUCAUUUUCUUCGUAUUUUUUGUCUUCCUGUUUUUAUCAUCUUUUCUGAUCGCAACUAGCUACAUCUUCUUGAAGGGGGAGUUAGCAUCAGUAAAAUCUCAAUGUGCUAUUUUUUGGAAACUGCAGUCUCCUCAAUGUUUUAUUUCAAUCUUUAAGCUUGUUAUGAUGUAUGAAUCGCUCCCAAAUCAAGAGCCAUCACCAUUUUCAAGGACAAACCUAUUAAUCUCCCUUGCUACCCUUGUAAAUAUAGUGCUGCUAUGGAUAGGAUCUACAAUUACUUUCUGGUAGUUUAGGAGAUUAUUUUCUUGAGACUAUUCAUAUUACAUCUGGACUACCUCUUCCUUUAGUUGUUAGAGGACCAUUUCGGUUUUCUUUCGAGGAUAUUUCUGAUUACAGGCUUAUCUGCUUUUUUUUCUUUUUUUUCUUUUUUUUCUGUUUUUGAGCAGCAUGCUAGACUUAUCUCACAAUGGCUUUGUUGUGAUUUUGCAGCCAAGGAACACAUUCUAUAAGUGAAUAUGAUGCUUAUCGUUUCAAGCUUAGGGUCACAUCGAGGAAUCUUUAUCAAGAUGCUCUCCCAGAUAGAGAUAUGCUUAAGUUUCUCCAUGCUGCAGCUCGUUCUCUAUUUCGUCAGGUAUUUGUUCAUAUUGAUGUGAUUUUUGACUAACACAACAAUCUGACGCCUGGAAUUAAUGUAUUUCAUGGAUGCAGAUCAUAUUUGCACAUAAAAAAUCUUUUGAAGCAGCAGCAUUUCAAGAAAUCAAGAACUAUCUCAAUCAUCUCAAAGAUAACUAUGUAAAGAUAUAUACGCUCCAUUGUUUCUUGCCUUCUAUGGGCUGUGGUUUUUCAAAUGCUUUCAUAAAUGGAUAAUGUAAUUCUAUUUCUGCGUUGAUCUAAAAAAUGCAGCUUGUGUUGUGCUUGUUUUUCAGGAACAAAAUUUUAAAGGUUUGAAGACCCUUCUUUUAUCCUCGAGCUGCAAUAGUCUGAUCUUGUGUGUGGAUUCGCUUAUAGAACCAUUGGUCACAGAAUUGUAUUCUGAAUAUCAGCAAGGUUUGUUUGAGAAUUUACUGUAUAUUUUCCUGAUCAUGCAUUUUCAGGUAUUUUAACCAAAAAAUCCAUUUGUACCUUCUGAUGUGAGUGGAGAUAACGAGAAAUAUAUAUGAGCUAUUGCUUAUUUGUCUUGUUUUAUCUUGCAAAGGUAUAAAUGAUGGUAUGCUUUGAGCUUGAUCUUAGUCUGAAUGUUUUUUGCCAUAAGUUAAACCAUUCCCGUAUUAUUUUUUUUGCCAUAACGGCAUUUUUGUUUUUUUUUUUUGCCUUGGGUAAGUUGCUAGUUUGUUUUCCAGGCAAUGCAGAAUAUAUCCAUAAUCUCGGUCUUGCAUGGGUGUACUUGGGGCUUCUACGCUUCCAUCUUCUGCUCAAUUUGGACUGUCCAGAUCCUGCUAUGAAGUAUUCCUUCAAGUAUUCUCAAAUAGUAGAGAGGAUUUCCAUGCUUGAACUUGAAAUCAAGGUACAUGAAUUCCUUAGUGGCUAUGAAUACUCAACAAAUGGUUUCACUGGGUUACAUUUCUGCACACUUUUGGUGGCUACUCAUGUAUGCUUUGUAACUCUAAGUAUUUUUUGUGAGCCAAUUGGCCAAAGGAACAUAAUGGUAUAUCAUGAAACACGUCAUUGGCAAAGCCUGCUUCCCCGUGCUUGAUAGUGACAAGAAUGAGCGGGAACAUUAUUUCCUUUUCAAGAAAAUUUUCUGAUUAACAAACGCAUUUGUAAUCGCCUUAACCACGUUGAUAAUGAAAAAAAAAUCUGAUAACUAUGCCUUCCUUAGGUGCGUUGGCAAUGUGAAAAUUUAGCAGGCAAAUAUCUGCCGAGAGAUGAACAAGAUGACAGAGUGUGCUUGCUGAAGAAACUUGAGGAGGAAAAGAAAAAGCUCCAGGCAAAGGUGGUUUGUUUUUCUUUUCUAAUUCUUUUGUCUUAUCCUAUUUUCGUAUUAUAUACUUUGGAGUAAUUAUAAGUUUAUAGAAAUGAUUGUUUCUUUCAUUGAAUAUACUUGUCACUUUUUUGAGUUUUGGAUUUAAUACUAAAUGAAUACCCGUCUAGCUUUUUUCACGUGGUUAUAUUGUUGCUUUAACUAGAGAAAUAGUAAAAAAUAUGAGGGUAAUUUUUCAAUAAGUUAGUUCUUUUUUGUUGUUAUGAUAUUCCAUAAGAUAGGUGGGUUCUCUUAUUAUUAUGAUAUGGGGAAAAAUCUGAGACAAAGGACCAUAAAUCAUUCUAGGGUCUCCUAGAUAUGAAGCAAGCACCUAGCAAUUGGGGAACUGGUACAAGGAUAACAAGAACCUUUCAACUGCAGAGUUCUUGAAUAGUGUUUACAUGCUCUAAUGCCAUUUGUAGCGACUAUUUCUUCAUUGCCAAUUUGGCAUUUGGUAGCAAAUGGCAAUGCUAUAGUCAUUACCCUUUAUAAAUUAAAUCAUACGAAUGGACUUUUUGCAGGUUGUUUUUCGCCCUAAUAUAGAAGAUUUUGAGAACUUGAAAACUUUUUGUGCUGGAUUCCUUGGAUCAGACUUUAAAUUUCCCUGCAAUUUGAGGAACAUGGAUGAAGUUCAAAAUUGGCAGGUAUGCCCUUGCUAUAAUCAUCUUUGUGAAGGCUAUAUCUUGAAUAUUUUAUCGAUUUCCUUGCACGUUUUCAAUAUUCUUUAUCGCAGGUCAAAUCAGCGCAAUUUAUUCACCAGUUAUCUGAAAAAUUUGGCGCGUAUAUUGACAUAAUUCAACCGGUCCAAGUUGCUAUAUAUGAAAUUAAAUUGGGUAUGUCAUUGUUUAUGUCAAGUGCGUUGGAGAAUGAAUAUCUGACGAAGUUGGACCAAAGCAGGGACAAAGUCUUGGUGAGAGUUAUGCUUUGUUAAUCAAAUUUUCCUCUAGAAGCCUUUCUUCCGUUAGUGUUAGUUUGAUGAAGUUUAUUUUUGUAGUUAUUUUAACGAGUUUAUCAUGUCUUUUUUUUUCCAUUUUAUAGUUUGAAAGUUUUCAUGAUAAGUGUGUCUAUACUUGAUCUUUAUUUGGUGUUAUUGAAACAUUUGCGAUUUUUUUUUUGUUGGCUCCUUUGUCAAGUGGCAAUUAAGCUUUUUGUUGUGUCACUUGGAAUCUCUUUGCAGGAGACCAUUUAUUCUAUGAUGCAGUUUCCUAGAUCUUUUCUGGAUGAAUUUACUCUAUCUGAUCUGCAACACAAGAAGACUGCAUGUUUCAAUGUUAAUGCCUUUUGUCAUAUUCUGAAGAAAUUGAGUGAUAACUCAACUACUCGCAGGGUAAUGGCGCUUUUUGUCUCACUACUUGUAUAUAUGUAUUCUUGGAAUUGAUGUCUUUGCUAUUUAUUUUAAUAUUUGACUAUAGAGCUUAUGUCCAUUCGUUCUUUGUUUAUGUCGUGACAAAAUUGCUAAAUUAGUUGCUGCUACCACAGAUAUCUUUACAGCAGCUAGAAGCUGUUGUUCAUCAUCUUAAUCUUACCAAUGUAGCACAUCAUGUCUGGACUUCACAAAUCAUGGAUGAUAGUUCUUUUUCUGUAAGUUUCUCCUAUACUUCAACUAAUUCCAACUCCAUUGGCUGCAAGGAUGACCUCCACUAUUUUUUCUGCCCUCAGCUUUUGAAUAAGGUAUUUGAUCGCUUUGCAAAACUGUGGUUUGGAAUGAAAUUUCAAGUAAAAAUGAACAAAGAUUUGGAGGACCAGUACUUCAAAUUCAAGCCUCGUGCAAUCAGGAUAGAUGAGAUUUUAAAAAUUGACAUGCUAUCAAUGAGUGAAGUUGAUUCUGAUGGAAACUUUGCCGCUGGAUUGGAAGAUAUGUUUGUUGAUACUGAAGUCGCUCAGGUGGAGGCCCAAUAUAAUAUUUUAUCUAUCUAUUUUCUUGAUCUUUCUUAAAUAUAGUUCCUAAUGUGUUUGAUGCAUCAGGUGGGUCCUUGUAUAGAGAAAGAGAAUCUAGAGGAGGAGUGGAACCAAAUUCCAGAGCCUCUUUUGAAGAGCAUGCUCAAUGUCCACAAUCAACUAUUCGGUUCAGGUUCCCUCUAUGAAUAUGUGAGUUUUUACUCUACCUUUACACUCCUGUAGCAAAUAGUAAAUAUUCAUGUACAUUGAAACAAAGAAGUUUGCUAUUCUAUUAUUUUCCUGUCAGCAACGACAAAAUGGCUGUAAAAAAGUUGACAAAGUAGAUUAGAUGGGGUCUUUCAUGUGAAUUCAUGAAGUCUUUCGUUUUUUUAUCUUAGGAUCUGGAUCCCUGGGUUUCCGUCGAAAAUAUGUUAGUUUAAUUUUUUAUUGUGUAUCAUUUAAUGCCCGAGUUUCUUUAAUUUUCUGAGAUAAUCUGCUGUCUUAACCAAUUAGGAUUCAUAAUAAAGUAUUUUCUGCUCUCUAUUUCAGGCUCCUAUUAGUAAUACUACCAACGAGGAGAAAUUACAGCUAUUUUUGGAUUCAUUUGACGUGGGGACUUGUUUAUUGAAAGGUAACCGUGGAUGAUUGGUUUGAUGAUUAAAUACUCAUGUAUUCCCUUAUUGUAAUAUCUUGAAUAUCUGUAUGUUUUUUCAGGCUUACCCACAUCGAUAUCUGCUACUCUGGAUGAGAAACUUGUGAUAGAACAGGUGCUUCGUGUAUCUUUGGAGUUUGAAGAGAACAUGAGCUCGCUUCAGCUACGAAUUCGUACAUUCAAUAUCUACAAGGUGACACAAGAUUGCUUUUGAGAGUUGUCUAAAUGAUUUAGAUCCUUUAUUUAAUAUCCCAGUUGAUAAUGUUCUGUCAGGAUCCAAAUGCUUCAGCUAUGUCUAAAAUGGUUGAACCUCUACUUAAUAUUCAACAACGGGUAAAGUGCCUUCUUAGUGAGUGGUCGGAUCAUCCAGCUCUCCAAAAGCUUUUUGAUGUGACAGAAAUGCUCUUGUCUGUUCCAUUAGAGGUUCCCCUUUAUAAGGUAUGAUAGCUUCAGAUAGUCCAAUGGACACCUUAAUUCUGUGCUUUCAUUUAGCAGUGUGCUUUUCCAUUACACAUUACACAUUAUUUUGCAGGCAUUGUGUGGGUUAGAAUCCUUACUUGUGAGAAUUCAUUCAUUACAAGAAAUAUUGCCAAAAUUCUCUAUUGGAGGUAAGGACUAAGGGCGUCUAUUAUGAAAUCAUUGUGUCGUUGAGAUAUCUCCCUGUAUCUGAUUAGUAACCUCUACAGACCUCGUGGAACCAAUUUAUUCUCUGGUCUACGCUUGGCAGAAGAUUGAACUAGAUUGUUGGCCUAAAUUGCUUGAUGGAAUUGAGGAGCAGUAUGAACUGAACGCUGGGAAGGUAUGUAACUUUUGUGGAUGUUGGUACUUUGAAAGUUCUGUUUGCUCUUUCUAACUUUCAUUUUCAAAAUCCGCAGCUAUGGUUUCCUUUGCAUUCGGUUCUUCAUCGUAAAGUUUCUGGAGAUGCUGAUCGUGAUAAUGCCUUUACUGUCCAGAGGCAUGUACCACUCUAUUUUUUCUGUGAAAUUUCUUGCAGUUUAAUGUUGAAAGUUAUUAUCUAACAGAAGCUUGAAACUGCAGUGUAGAAGAAUUUGUGCAAACAAGCAGCCUUGGUGAGUUUAGUAAACGUCUAAAACUUCUGCUUGCCUUCCAUGGGCAGUUUAAUACUGCUGUCUGCUUGAAUGUUUGCGAAAGGUAAUAUUUUGGAUUCUCACUUGUUAUUCUCCAUUCUUCCCGUUCAGCUUCUGAUAUGAAGUCACUGGGGCCUUCAUUUGAUGGCCAGACGUUAACAAGAAUUUCAUUUCCUGAAGGAGUUUUUUUUUUAAUCAUGUAGCUCUCAUCAGAAAGAAAUCUUGAAUAUCCUGUACAACGCUUUUGGAUACUAUAUACAGUUUUUCCCUUUGUAAGUGCCCUAUGACAGCUUCAUUUGAGUUUGUGUUUUCUACGCCUUGUUAUGUCCAUUCAAUAUUUGAUUCAUGACAUUUUAUUGUCUCCGCAGAGUCAUCAGACACAUUGAAGCUGAAAAAAAUGGCAAAAUGGAGGAAAUAAAGAAUCAGAUAAAGCUUUUAAAGUGGGAGCAGCCAAACUCCCGUUUAUCCAUGGAGAGAUUCAGAGCGGCUCGGCAUAAACUAUGCAAGACUGUUAAGAAGUUCAAUGUAAUUGCUAUACGUUAAAUUUGACUUUGAAAUUGAUGAUAUGUCUUAUCUCUGGCGUACCUAUUUACAUUAUCCUCCCGAUUCUAGGAAGAGAGAUUUGCUUUCUUGCAGUGAUGGAUUGAACUUGAUUGCAUAUUUCCUUGUGUUUUACAGGAUUUUCUACAGCAACCUAUGAUGAUUUUUCUCAAUCAAGAAACAAAUGUGAAAAACCGUCUAGUCACGGCAUGGUUUAAACAAAAGCCCAAUGGUGAAACAGAUGGUGAACCGGUUCCCUUUCCAUCAGAACCAACUUACAUUGGUGCAAUAGAAAGGUCUGGUCUUUCUUUAUGCCUUUCCAAUUGAGCUGUAUAUAUUUUAGAGUAUUUGUUUGAUUUUUCUUAAUUUUUUUUAGGUUGAUGAAUAAUCAUGGAUGGAGUGAAAAAGUAAAAUUAGCACUCGAAGCUGCCCAUGUCAGGAGGGCUUCCGAAUACAUUGAUUUACAAUACAGAGGUUGGGGGUUCUGUCUAUGUGAAUUGUGCAUGGUUAUUUGUUCUCUUUCUAUAAAUCUAUGUUCAAGAAAAUGCCAACGGUUUCUUAUUUUCUAUUUGUUUGAUUGGUCAUAUAUUACUUACUGCUAACAUAGUGCAACACGAUUUGAUCCAGAUAUCUCAAAUCCCAUCAGAUUGUCAUCGUUUACUGAGUGUCAGGCAGUUCUUUCAUCCACAAGCAGCGGUUGGGCCUCACUUGAACAGAUAUACGGACAUGCGAUUGCCUUUUCUCAUGUUUGGAAAAAUGCUACCAAGAAUCUGAAAAAACGCAGGUCUCUAGCUGACCUCUUUAAAACCUUGGAAGCAACUGGGUUAUCGAGGCACAGAGCUCUACAGUCUGAGGUAUUUGCGCAUCAUGUAGACUAUAUUUCAGGGGAUUGUGUUCAAUGGCUUCAAGAAAAUAUCGAAUAUAUGAAACAUUACUGUCGGGUUUCUUUUAAUGAUUAGUCACAUAAAUGAGUUGUAAGCUCCAGGGAAAUGUAUAUGUGUGUGUGUGUGUGUGUGUAUGUAUGUAUAUAUAUUUGUUCCUAACUUGAUUCUGUAAAUUCCUGUAUAUUAUCUUUUGAACAAGAUUUAUCAAUCAUUUUCUUUUGUACAUAUGUAUUUACCCUUUUGAUAAAUCUCUGCAGAUAAGGACUCGUGAUUUAAAAUUUGAUGGGUUUGGUGCGUUAAUUUUUUGGUAUUUUCGCCGUGUCUCUGCAGGUGAAGAUGUCCAACCAGUCGAGUACUCUACUUCUUCAGUCGUCAUACGACGUCCAGCAUUUAUUGUUCCAAGAGACAAACUCCUCCAUCAGUCUCACCGAUGAUGGUCAAAUGCUUAGAAACAACAAUUUUAAUUUAGAAUGGAAAAAAUCUAAUCGGUGCUACUUCAAGAACAUUGCUUUGCUACAGGAAAUACGGCAGGCUCGCCUGAAUUUCCAUAAGGAUUUAUCUCUGGAACAGGUCUGUUCUCGAACUUCUUUUCCUGAAAAACUAACAUGCGAAGAUUGUGGGCAUUCUAUAUUUACUUGUUUGCUUGUGUACUUGCUAAGGUCAACCGAGCAUUGUCCUUCAUCGACCAUCUCAUUAUGAUUCAGCAGGAUCAGCGCUUCACUUUAUAUGCUUUUUUUGGGCAGAUGAAGAAAAUGAGAAGUCAUUUUUCUUCAUUAGGGGAUAUUGGUAUGAAUGUUUGUAGCUAAAGUGGUUGUCAUUUUUCAUGUCCCAGCUUCUUGCUGACGCAGUCGUCAUUUUCAGGACAUGGGGAUCUACUUUUAUCCUAUAAUCAAUCGGCGCUAUUUGAAUGCAUGUGGAAGCAAAAGGUAAAUAUCUGAAGUGGAAUACCGUGGAAAAUAGUUUACUCUUUACUAAUAGGAAGGUUUAUAAGCUAGAUCUGUAUUUUUCUUAUAACCUCCUCAAUUUUUUCAGAAAUUGUUCGACAUGUUGGUGGUGAUGUCAAAAGACAUGUCUUUGCUUAUGCAAUGCAUUGGGAACAGUCACCUGAUUGGUUGCCAGAUUGUCAAGGAUGAAGCUGUGAUGAUUUCCACUUUCCUUGAUAGGCAUAAUAAAUAUUUUGUCAAAUCAAAGGUUUGGUUUUUUUCCCUCUUUUUUUUGCUGUCAAAAUCCAUGAAAUAUUUCAUAAUCGUUGAUGCCUUAACAGGAGUUAUUGGAUAAAUACCUUCUUGGUAGAGAUGGAGUGACAACAUCCGUGAAAUGCAAAACUCCGUUCAUAGUUUCAAAACAAAUGGAGAUUCUUGUAAUGCAAAAUUUCCGAAUCAUUCAUUCUUUGGAAGAUGAUAUCAACAAUUUCAGCACUUCUAAGGUUUUCCAGAGAUCCAUCAGCAGCAUUGUGCUUGAUCGAUUUAAAGAGCUCAUCACCAAGGUACACAACAGUUCACUAUUCCAUUCAUUUCGGGAGUAUUACUUGAGAUGCCAUGAUUGUCUGCACGCAUGUAAAAUUCAAGUCAGACUGCAACUUGUGGCUAUUUUCAUGAUGGCAAUCGUAGGAGGGGAGGAUUUUAAUGGCUGAGUAUGCUGUCUUCUGCAUUCCGUGUAUGAGGAUGAAUUUUUUUUACCAUAGGCUAAUAAUUAUCAGCAUAAUAAUAUUCUUGUUCAUUUUUGUUACACGGAUGUAGAUUUCCAUAAAACCGUUAGAUCCUGGGAUGAUCGGUGUGCAGCAUGGUGCUUCCUGUUCUUCAUAUGGUGCAUUUGAUAUCUUAAAUUUCCAGGAGAAUUAGCAUAUUUUGCCUGCGUCACACGCAAGCAGCUGCUACACGAAAUUUGUUGCAUUCUUUUUCGUCUCCUUUUACCCUAAUCCUUUGCAGCUAUUGUCUGAAGGUCUUUGGGGACGCUAAUAGAUAUAGUAUGAUAUGACAUAUAUGGAGAGAGAGAGAGAGAUAGAGAGAGAGAGAGAGAGAGAGAGAUUUGUACUGUUGACCAUAGUAAUGGUGCUCUUAUUUGCAUCAAUUCAUGUUCAUUUUUUAUGAUCAUUUGUAUUUUAUUUUCAUUUUUUAUGGAUUGAAUUUAGCGCAAGAUGAUGAUUCCAUAGUAACUUGCAUCGAAGAUGGUUAUUUCUCCCUUAGCCUUGUGCGUAAAACAUAAAACAAGCAUGAAGAGAUUUCAAAGGAAACAAGUGAAUCAAUCGAGGUUGUAUGCUGUGCAGGGGAAGCUCAUGGAAGAAGAACUCUUCCGUGAGGUAGGUGAAAACCAGCCAACAAGUUCGUGUCAAGAGCACAACAACGUCGAUGGACAGAAUUUUCUUGAACUCGAUGCUGCAUUCACUGAAUGUUAUGUGAAAUCUACCGGGAUAAUCAAGGAUUUAAUCGAGAAACUCAGCAUGUUCAGUAAAGAGGACAGUCCUUUUGGCGAUGUCCCAGCUGAGAAGAUCACUUCGUGGGAUAUUAUAUUUAGAAAGUACGUCUCAGAGUUGCAGUUGGACCUCGUAUACGAAUCACUGAGCGAAACACUAGUGAAAGCGGUAUGCUUCUUGUAGACUUUUCUCUCCCUAAAACCAAACCCCUGUUGACCCAUCGCGUUUGCCUUAUAAUCUCCGCGUGAUUGUUUUCUGUUGUUGCUCUGUGAUCUCAGGUCGAAUUGUUGUACCGCGCUGGAAAUAAGAACGCUGGGAUUUGCGCUAGAGCAGAGGCCCAGUUGAAGCAUCUUUAUCAACUGCUGGAUCUUUUCUUGAGUUUUGCAGACGCGGUUCUUUUGGAUUUUCUAGCAGUCCACAGCGCGGUGAGUUAUUCACUUCCUUGAAGCCCUGUCCCACCGCCGGUGUUCAUUCUCGCGUGCUUCAGGCUCUGAGAAACCGGGUCGUCUCCUCUGUUGGUGCAGAUCGCUCAAGUGUCACAGACGAUUGCGCAGAUAUUUGCCUUCUUGUUUUCAGAAGGGUUUGGAGGGCUAGAUGACCCAGCAGAUGACGCUUCUGGCGCGUGUCAAGAAGCCACUGGAACUGGCAUGGGAGAGGGUGAGGGUGCCAAUGACGUCAGCAGUCAGAUAGACGACGAAGAUCAGCUCCUCGGGACAUCCGAUAAGGUAACGUGCUGUGCUACAUUUCAAUCGGAGAAAAGGAUUCGCCGCUCCUAUCUUACCUUCGUCUGUUGAUCUCGCUGCAGCAGAAUGACGGUGCCGAGAAUGCCGACAAAGCGCCGAGCAAAACUGAUAAAGGGAUUGAAAUGGAGGAGGAUUUUGCCGCCGAUACAUUCAACGUCAGUGAAGAUUCAGGCGAGGACGAGAACGGGGAGGAGGACGACGUAAAUGUUGAAUCUGUCAUGGGACAGGGCGAUGAUAGCAGUCAGGUGGUCGAUGAGAAACUUUGGGAUAACGAAGAAGACGGCGACGGCGAUAAAGCUGCUGAGAAAUACGAGUCGGGCCCAGGUGUCGACGAGAAGGAACCGAGCUCUAUGGAGCUCAGAGGUAAGGAUGCUGCUGCCACUGACAUUGACGAGUCCGGGGACUUGACCGAUGAUAUGCCCGAGAGGUUAAGCGGGGAGGAGGAGAACCCUGGCGGUUCGGAUGAUGAAUUAUCGUCAGCUAAGACAGAAAUGGAUGUGAAUGCUGCCUUUGAAGAGCCGACGGGGAUAGAGCUUGAUGAGAAGGGGAGACAGGAAGAUUCUGGCGAGGCGGACAUGGAUGAGGCGGCAGGUUCUGACACCUUGGACGAACAAGCGGAGGAGGAUGUGGAAGAUGGAGGAGACCAGAACUCUGGGGAAGAUUACAUGGAUCUGAAUGAUACCGACGAGGCAAGAAAGGAAGAAGAGAGUGAUGGAGGGGACGCAGAGAAGAACGACAGGGAUGCUGACAUUGACACGACGGCCCCCACCAGUGAAUCAGUUGACGACGGGGGGAAGACCGAACCCAAGAAUGAUCCUUGGUCGGAGAAGGACUCUGCGGAGCCCGCACAUGAUUCUUUUGCAGCCAGCCAAAGUGUAAUGGCACAGGCACAGUGGUCCAACAGCGCUGACCUUCAGGCGAGCUACGCGCCCUCUAGUAGCAUGCCUUUUGACGCUCCCAGGAAGGAGUUAUGCUUGCCAGACUCCGGCCAUGGUGAAGUCCUCUCUGUUGAUGAACCAGAGCGCAGGCCUGUUGAAGACAACCCGCCCUCUCUGCAGAGAACCGCUCCCAAUCCCUACAGGAGCCUUGGGGACGCCAUGGAGGAGUGGAAGGAGAGGGUCAAAUUCUCAGACGAUCCACAGGACCCUGAGCCCGACGUCCCCAAUCAGCAGGGAGAUGGCGUCGGGGAUGAAUACCAAUUUGUUCCCGAGAUGGAGAAGGGCAGUUCUCAAACGCUGGGUCCUGCAACUUAUGAUCAGAUCGAUCAGAAUAUUGAGAAAAAGGACAGUCUGAUCAAAGAUCAUGUCAAUGAGGGCGAUGGCACCGAUCCGAUGGAGGUCGUUGAAGAGGAUUUUUCUGAGCAUCGGUAUAUGAAAAGGCUGGAAGCCUCUGCCUCAAGAGAGCAAGAAUCGAGUGAGGAAUCGGGGAAGAAGAUGCCCAACAGAGCCGGGGGAAAUAAUGUGCUCGAAGCAGGGAUAGAGAGAGAGAGCUCGAGGGAAGAGUUGGGAGAUUUGGUCUCCUUUGAGACCUACUCCAUGGCCGAGCUGCCGCCUCAAUCUGAGGACCCUGCGGCUGAUCGGCCGGUGAGAAUGGCGGAAAUUGGCGGCACACCGGAGGGGUUGGGUCUGGAUCCUCUCUUGGACUGGAAAAGAUAUGAGCGCAAGACGAUGAGGCUCUCUCAGGAACUCUGCGAGCAGCUGCGCCUGGUAAUGGAGCCAACCCUUGCGAGCAAACUUCAGGGGGAUUACAAGACUGGAAAGCGAAUAAAUAUGAAAAAGGUGAGAUUUGCUCGACCGGAUACACCACCUGCCUGAGAAUCUUAUCCAGCGGCUUGCUUUCACUAGAACCGAUCGGAAGGCUAGGAAAAUAAGAAAAAAGAUUAUCUUUUGUUUGGCAUGCUCUCUCUAAUGAUCCAUUGUUGCCACUCUUCUGAAUACAUUGGGCUGAAUGUCCCUGUUUUCCCUCUGUUUUGUUUCUCAUUAUUUUCUUGAAAUCUCCAGGUUAUUCCGUACAUAGCCAGCCAUUUCCGUAAGGACAAGAUAUGGCUCAGACGGACAAAGCCAAAUAAGAGGGAUUAUCAGGUGGUCGUUGCAGUCGACGACUCGCGAAGCAUGUCCGAGAGCCACUGUGGGGGCGUCGCGAUCGAGGCACUGGUCACCAUCUGCCGCGCCAUGUCACAGCUUGAGGUCGGCCAAUUCGCCGUCGCAUCUUUCGGUGAGAAGGGGAAUACCCGGCUGCUUCACGACUUUGACCAGCCUUUCACAGUGGAAACCGGAGCCAAGGUGCCCGUCUCUUCUCUCUCUCUCUCUCUCUCUCUCUCUCUCUCUCUCUUGGAUGGUCUUGUUCGAGUCUCCAUUUGAUAUCAAAUCAGUUUAAGCAAUUACUCACAAGACUGAUGUUCCAUUCUGGAGAAUGAUCCUUCAAUUUUUCCCUGAAGCUGGCUCUCGCCGGUGUUCUUUUCCUGGAAGCUGAUUACUUUUUCGCUCGACUCAUUUUGAUGAAACAGAUAAUCUCUAGCCUGUCGUUCAAGCAAGACAACACGGUGAGGGACGAGCCGGUCGUUGACCUCCUCAAGUAUCUAGACGGCGUGCUUGACACUGCCGUCGCGAGGGCAAGACUGCCCUCCGGAGCCAACCCCCUCAACCAACUUAUCCUGAUCAUAGCCGACGGCCGUUUCCAGGACAAGGUAUGUCCACCUCUCCUUCACCGGAAAAAAAAAAACUACUACGAAUGCCCUGAAUCUAACGCAUGCAUCAUCACCAUCAUCAUCAUGUCCCCACGAACUCCCUGCCCAAGUGAAAAAAAACAAAAAAAAAUCUGAGGCCUCAUGGUGUUUCUUGCUGCGUCUGUUGGCAGGAGAAUCUGAGGCGUCGCGUCAGGGAUAUCCUGAACAAGAGGAGGAUGAUCGCGUUCGUACUCCUGGACAACCCCGAAGAAUCCAUCAUGGAUAUCCCGGUACGUUCGAUCAUCGUCAUGUCAUGCCUGCUCCCUGAAUGCCGUUGACUAUUUGCUUCUCUCUCUCUGAUGGGGAAUGGAUGUGGGUUUUAUUCAGGAGUACUCCUUUGUCGGUGGGAAGUUCUCUUGCACCAAGUACAUGGACUCCUUCCCCUUCCCGUAUUACGUCGUCCUCAGGCACAUCGAAGCUCUCCCCAGAACCGUCUCCGACUUGCUGCGUCAGGUUGGUUAGCUUAUCCAUGGCUUCCUUCUCAUGCCGUUCUUGCUCUGCUUCAAAAAGGCUGUUUCUCCAAGAAAACGGGAGAAGCAGAGGCAAAAAGGAGCGAUCUUGCGGCCUGUUUUUCUAUUAAUUUGGUGCGCAGAAUGAUGGGUCCUGAUUGCUUUCUUUCGGGUGAAUUGCGUUCUCAGUGGUUCCAGCUCAUGCUCAGCUCGGGGGAGUGA
This is a messenger RNA of Spirodela intermedia, 39913 nucleotides long. Lineage: Eukaryota; Viridiplantae; Streptophyta; Magnoliopsida; Alismatales; Araceae. The record is from the annotation of a GenBank genome assembly.